AUGGAUCAUGUGUUGCAGCAACCUAGACUCAGAAACCCCUUUUCAUCAGCUAUCAGUGCGCAGGAGCGUAUCUCAUAUGUUCGUGAUGAUGAAGUCAACACAUUUCCUGUAGAAAAUUAUCUCCAUCAGCAGCAACGGUCGGUAGACAACAUUUGGCAGCAACAGUCUCUACUUAACGGUCAACAGCAGUUGCACCGACAAUCAGCACUUUCCCAUCAACCGAUCCGUCCUCAGCAACUUAAUUUACACGAAGAAGUUGCAGACGUUCUGUCUAAUGACUAUCAACAGCGCAGCCUUUUUAAGAAUGGGAAUGUCGCCUACAUCAAGCCUAUUGCGAGACAAGCCGUCUCACCACUGGAACAACCUGAAAAAUUCCAUCAUGGUCAGGAUGAGUUUAUGACGUACGGAACCUACCGGAGGCUGCGAAGUGAAUUCUACGAUGAGGUGUUGAAUGAGGGAGAAGUCGAAGACGAUUAUUCGCGUCAACUUAAACUGCGAGAAGAAUCAAUGGGUGAAAGAAAGUCACAUCAACGGCAAUAUCUGGAGGAAGACGAAGAAAGGCGGCAAAUUUCACGGAUGGAGGAAUUAGGGGAAAUGACUUACUAUGGUGAAGGUGGGGAUGAAUUUGAUGAGGAGAUUAUUGAAGAAACUAUUACUACGCGACCGAAACAGUUAAUCCAGGCCACCGUCUUACCUCUAACCCAUCACAAUGAUUCUCUAACAAAAGAAACAUGUUCGGUUGGUGUCGGUGACUGCGACGUUAACCAAUACUAUCUUCUUGAUACAGGCUCGCGUUCAGUAAAUCCUGCUGACUUUCCGCCUGCCUAUUGGGAGCGUCUUAGUCGUUACUUCUCCGAAGAAAUUAAACGUAAGCGUCCCACGUGUAGGGAUGUUGCGUCUCAACCCGGACCGCUGAAAAAUCGCACCGUUUCUCAGGCCGCUUAUAUUAAAGAACCUAGUCUUCUGCGCAACUUUGGGGUGUGCGUAAAGCCGAUAACAACCUCAAGAGGGUUUAACACAGACUUCAUUCCGUCUCCAGAUAGGCGAAAUUGUGCCUGCAUGACCGAUGAGUUAGAUGAAUAUUUUGCUCGUCUUCUAAAAACAAUCUGUGAAAAAUACCCGAAUGCUGAUAGAGAAUUUAUAAAUAAUUUAUACCGAUACAGUCGCACAGACAUCUCCAAGUUUGUUCACAGACUGUGUGAACGCCUGGAGGAGCUCAGAGGCAGGGAUUCAGUUGAAGUUACUAGCAAAACACAAAUGUUUUCCACGGGUGUCAACGUCCGACCAGUAAUGCUCAACAAAUGGACGCUUUCCGCACCAUCGCGUCAAAAUCUGGGCACCAACACCGAUUUUAUGGUGCAGCGCACCAUGGGCACCUCAGACGCACAGGAGUUCAAUGAGAAGCCGCACAACGUGUCUGACUUCGGUGUUUCAACUGACUGUUUCAUCAAACAUGUUGAAACUGGAAGUCAAGUUGUGCUGAAUGAAGGGGACACUUCACCUCCGCCAACUCAUCCACCGCCGUCGCCUGUGGCAAGUGGCCACAAAGUGACCACGUACAGGAUUAGACGAAUCUCCAAACGUGUAGAUAGUGAAGGCCAUGUUUCCACGAAAACCUAUGAGACAAGUGGCGAGGGCCUGCCACCUCAAAGCACUCUCAUGGCUUCAAUGGAUGUUCCAGUAAAAAAAGCCUAUGCAACGUCACCUCGUCCCAAGACCUCGACCGAUUCGAACAGCUGUUCGCUCGCAGAAAAUGUUCUCGUGGAGACGUGGGUGGAUAGGAGUGACCCCAAACCCACAGGGGAUCCGAAUUUGCCGGAUUCUUAUCCCCCACCGAAAACCACAGCAGCCACCUCACCCACAGACAGGGAAUCCCCAGCAGUGUUUGCCAGAACCAUCGAGGUGGCCCGCUCACCGCUCUUUGCACUGCACGACGACCAGGACUCGACGUCGAGCCUGCAUCUCCAACAGCCGCGCAAAACGCCCGUUGGAAGAACUUCCACUACCAGCGGUACUUCGAUCGCCUUCUGCUUACCUAAUUCUCCGAAUAUCCCUCUGCGAAACUAUACGUACAAGAUUAAGAAAGAGUUUAGGAAGGCAGUGGAGGUGCUCAGUAGCUUUUAUUUGACUUCACCUGGCGGUGCUCUAACUGAUGAACUGCGUGAACACCUUGAAACGGUCCGCACAGAGUGGUUCGAGAUAGUGAGCCAAACGGAAAUCGAUCUCGAACAGAUCGAGGAUUUGUUCGCGUAUCUCUACAACAGCGCCCCCGAACUUCUCUACACCUUCGUCCGAAUGCCAACUUCUCGAGUAAGUGUCCUUUACACGGGUCAUCCCAAUACAAGCCGACUUAUUGGCUCCACCUGCCUGCAUUACGCUGUGGGCCACGGUGCUUGGCGAGUCGUCUCCCUCAUCCUCAACACCGGCUAUGCGGAUCCAAACAAGAAAAAUGCCUUCGGAUUCUCCCCCAUAAUGAUCGCUGCCAUCAGUGAUUCCAUAACCCCGGAAGUGAUUCCCAUUGUGGAGAGACUGUUUGCAGCGGGCGACGUGAACCUGCGCUCCGAUUCGCCGCCUGGUCAGACGCCACUGAUGCUGGCCGCGCGGAAGGCCAACUCCACCGUCGUCGAACUGCUUCUGCGCCGCGGUGCCGACGUCAACGCCCAAGACUCCAUCGGCAACACGGCACUGAUGUGCGCCAUCGACUGUGGCAACCUUGAGAUGGUGAAGAUGCUUGUCGCGCGCCCCGAGCUAGAUAUUCGUCUGCAAGAUCGGGUAAGAGGGCUGGUUUUUGCCUCGAUGCUGCACAGUCCACAUGUGGCCAACUAG
This is a messenger RNA of Mesocestoides corti, 2826 nucleotides long. The record is from the annotation of a GenBank genome assembly. Lineage: Eukaryota; Metazoa; Platyhelminthes; Cestoda; Cyclophyllidea; Mesocestoididae.